AAGCUGACACGAGUGCGGUUUCACAUGCAUAUUCGAGAAGGCUUGGCGAACAUUGGUACAUAAUUUGGUGGGAAAUAAAACCGGCAGCAAACCUUACAAAUAACGUCAACUCGACGAAGAAUCUCGUGUGAAGAAAAGACUCUCCUGGUGGCGUGGCGAAACCGUAAUCAACAAUUAGGAUAUCUUUAAAUCAUUGACGCGUUCUUUGAAGCAUUUUGUAAGAAAUUUAUUUGGCUUUGCCCUGUUGAAAGAGCUAUUUACAAUAAACUGUGUGUUAUUGAGAAUAUGCACGAAUUUGAUGACUAUUUGUGAAUACACCACUCAAAGUCCUCCAAAUCUCCGCUCAAAACAAGACCUGUUAAUAUCAAUACACGAACGACAGUGAUCGUCACAUCAGAUCUGGUUCCUCAAGUUUCUUUUAAUGCCUGAUGGUCAAACAGCGAAUACCUAAAAUUCAUAGACUUAAAAAUGGUUACUUAAGGUCAUGGAGACGGACACGAAUAUUCACGCUGAUUCUUGUAGUGUUUGGAAUUACACAGGUUGCAUUCGUGAUCACGUGGCACUAUCGUGCACCCAUAUCGAAACGGGAUGUAUUUAGGGUACGUCAUGUAAAAAAGGAUAUAGGAUCAGUCAUAAAUAAUCAAAGGAAACUUAAAGUUUUCAACGAGUUCAAAGGUACACCAGAUCAACUUUUGAAAAACCUAAAAUCUGGCUUCGGCGGACAAAUUAAGAUAGAAUAUUCCGUGCCACGUGAUGCGGAAAAUAUCACGUUUGAGUAUUCCAAGGCAUCUUUUCCUAGAAAAAUUCAAUUUUCGAAGGUCGACCCUAAAGUUCGGGCGCAAAAGCCUGCGGGCUAUGUGCGUGUUUUCGGGCAGUACUGGGAACAAAUGACGAUGAAUUUGCGCAACCUGAUCAGUUUGGUGGGUCAGGCGAAAAUUGGGAAUAGAAAAGUCUUGGAACCGAAGGUGAAAGACUCCGGGUUUGGGCGCGACGGGAAAUCAUUAGGACUCUAUUUCGACCUGAAACACUUUAACGAUAUCUUAGUGGCCAGUGAUUAUGCUACGAUGGCCAAUCAGAAUGAGUACAAUAGAGAAUGCCCAUUGGCUAGCAAAAGUCAUGUGACCAUACACUUCCUUUAUUCUCAAAAAGGGAUCGAUUUCACUAAACAAAAGUUAAAGUUGAAUGAUAAACAGUACAAGGAUAUUAGCGCGAAAGCUAGCAAGUCAGGUUGGACUGAAUGCAAAGCUCUUACGAAUUUUAUCAAAGAGAGUUCAAAUUCUAAACAGUUCUGUGUGGACCCCUCUAAGUACACGACGUGGGAUAAACUAGAAAAGGAGGUUCUCAAAGGCGCGAAGUGUGUGACUAUCAGCCAUUGGCGAGGCAUUGGAGGCGGAUAUCGAACGUAUUUCAGUGAGAAUGCAUUUAAAAUCAAAGCUCGUGACAUUCAAUUUGCCCUCAAGCCUCCUGUGAAUAUUGCGAGGGAGGCAGAUAGGUUUCAAAAUCACUACCUUCAUGGCCGUUUUAUUGCAGUGCAGGUGCGCGGGGAACGAGUGGUAAUCCCCCAUAAUUUGAAGCGACUCGGAAGUUGUCUUCGAAUCCUGGCUGAUGUCGUGAGCAUGUUGAAAGAGCUCUCGGACAUCACGCACGUCUUCGUCGCGUCGGACAUGUCGAAUUUUGGUUCUGGUUCCUGGAAAGGUUCUUUGAAAGGCGAGGUUUACAACGAUAACACCUUGAAAGAUCUUAACAGUUUUCUUAUAUCAAGUACGGGGGGGAUCGAGUACAAGCCACCCGCUAGCGACGUCGAUCGCGGUGUGGUUGCGUUGGUCGAGAUGGCGCUCAUUGAGCGUGCGCAACAUUUGAUAACCAUAGGUAUGGGAUCUUUCCAAGAAUGGAUUAAAGCAAAAUUCCUAGAAAAACAUCGCGACGAGGGUCGACCGUCCUGGUCGCUUAUCACCAUGUGUUCAAAAUAGAUAAAUUCUUUAGAAAUGUUCUUUAGAAGGUUAUCUACAAUCCGGUUUGCGCAUGUGCUAGACCGUUGUUUAUAUUUGAAUGAUUUGUUUACUUGUCCACAAAAAGUGUUCCCUAGUCCGAUUGUGUAAAUGGGAACCAAUGUUUACCUAUAGUUACAUACAUAUUUCGAUUAUGUUAAGAGAUCAAUAUAAAUUGAUUUUUGCCGUUAAACAAGCUUUUGUUGACAUGCGCAAACCGAGUUAUAGAAGCCAUAUCAAUCUAGGUGAUCCUCGGGCUCAUACUUUAGCCAAUGAUCGCGGGAUAAUAAUAACGAUAAUAAUAUUGGAAAGAACUGGUUAUGAGACGAGUUUUGACUGUCCAAAUAUAUAGAAAUUUCAAAUUUAUUCCAUAGCAUAGAGUCUUUAUAUAUUGAGUGAAAAAUACUGUACCUAUUGUCUGUAUAGGAAGCAAUUUUUUUGCAGUUUAGUUCAUUGUAAAUGAACACUUGUAUUUAAAUAAAGUGCACUACAAAUCUAGUGAUACAAGUCUUUCAUUAGCGUUGUCAGCACGUCUUUAUAUUGAGAACUGCGACCACAUAUAUCUUUGAAUGCGACUAAUGUAUGAAAGGACAGAAUUUUGGGUGAAAACAAUUAGAUUCACUAGAAACACUUAGACUUUUUCUACUUUUUCUUACUUCUGUGUUUAAAAGAAGCAUCAACAAGGUGAUCAAAUAUUUUUAUUCAUCAUAACA
Messenger RNA from Dendronephthya gigantea, 2701 nucleotides. RefSeq lists its product as uncharacterized. The record is from RefSeq and is a predicted model, not a curated record. The transcript is spliced from 3 exons. The coding region runs from base 429 to 1970 and encodes 513 amino acids. NCBI's taxonomy places the organism in Eukaryota, Metazoa, Cnidaria, Anthozoa, Malacalcyonacea, Nephtheidae.